Messenger RNA from Sorex fumeus (smoky shrew), 300 nucleotides. It is a transcript of the gene G0S2, whose product is annotated as G0/G1 switch 2. Gene Ontology annotation, cellular component: mitochondrion. The record is from RefSeq and is a predicted model, not a curated record. The transcript has a single exon. The coding region runs from base 1 to 300 and encodes 99 amino acids. Lineage: Eukaryota; Metazoa; Chordata; Mammalia; Eulipotyphla; Soricidae. Gene Ontology annotation, biological process: positive regulation of extrinsic apoptotic signaling pathway.
AUGGAAACUGUGCGGGAGCUGACCCCACGGGGCCAGCAGGUGGGGGCCCAGAGGCGCAGUCACCCGCUGCUGAAGCUGUACCUGCUGGGCAGUGUGCUGGCCCUGGUUGGAGCUGUGCUGGCCCUGGUGGACACCGUGUGCAGCCCCUUCUCUGCCGCCAGCCGCCGGCACGCGCGGGAAGCUGCCCUGUGCGAGCUGGGGGCCGCCCGCCAGCCCCCUGGCCCACAGGUGCUCGCCAAGAGCCAGCCGGACAGCAGCCAGGGCAGCAGGACCCUGACACCCCGGCAGCACGCGUCCUAG